Molecule: messenger RNA, 711 nt
Organism: Paramecium tetraurelia
Lineage: Eukaryota; Ciliophora; Oligohymenophorea; Peniculida; Parameciidae
Exons: 4
Source: RefSeq, a predicted model, not a curated record
AUGAAUAUGAGGGAAUCCUUAGCCAAAUAAAAAGGAAAGGAAUAUCUAAAAGAAUUUAGAGAAUUACAUCAAAAGGCUCUUGAGUUAGAAAAAGAAGAGAGAGAAAAACAAUUAAAAUUACUACAAGAAUAAAAGAAGAAAAAGAAGUUAGAAUUGCCAUAAAUCACUUCUACUCCAAAAAUUGUGAAAAAUUAAACCUUAGGAACUCUUGAGCGACAUGAUUAUUUAUAAGAAGUUUUGUAAUAAGCUAAAAAAGAAAGAGAAGAAAGAAGAGAAAAGGAAAGAUUAGAAAAAGAAGAAAAAAUCAAGGAAGAAGAAAGAAAAAAAGAAGAAGAUAGACGAAAGAGAGAGGAAGGCCUUGAGUCAACACCAAGAAAAGUUGUCAAUUUAGAUAAUUUAGACGAUGAAUAAAAAGAAGAGUUAAGAAGAAAGAAAUUAGCAUUGCAUAAUUAAAAAGUUGACAAAAUUAAAAAAAAAUUUAUUGAUGAUAAAACUAAUGGUGAAUCAUCUUAACAAGAAAGCUACUUAAAAAGAAAAGCAGACCAAGUCAACAAAUUAGACAAGUAAACUAAAAGCAUGGAAUCUAUAGUAGAGGCUUCUUGGACUACAAAACCACUAAAAGCAGUAGAAAAGGCAUCAGAAGUAGAUGCACUUUACAUUAAGUCAAUUCAAUAAAAAUUAAGUCUAUUAUCAUCUGCUUAAAAAGCUUGA